UUCCAAGGUGAGUUUUUCUUGUUGGGCCUCUGUCGGGGGUGCGCUUGUCAGGGUUUGGCUCGAAGUCUGUCGCCUCCGAGUCAGAUGGACCGCCCUGCAUAAGAAGAGCCUCCAAGCCUCGUUUUCUUGAUUCGCUUCCGAUCUCCACGCCCGUUGCAUUGCAUUCUUUAACCAUUCUACAUAAUACGAACUCAAGAACCGGUUCAAGGAUUUCUUGACUGUCUCUUAUCUCCUGGCGACAAGCUGAACGCUUCGAGUCUCACACUCUCUUUCCACCUACCGACUGUGCGGAAGAAAAAGGACAUCGCGAUCGUGUUGUCUCCAAUCUCUGUGACGUGCUCCAAGAUCUCACUACAUCUGCGCCAACAACAAAACCUCCUUCAUUGAGAGAAAAAAUGGCGUCCGGCAUUCCUUAUACCCCCAAACCUGCGACCGACAUCUUUACUCCUUAUCAGACCGAUAUCGACCGGCGACAAUGCAAGAGAAUCGUCCCUAUGCGAGUGCUGGCACUUGGCUUAGGAAGAACUGGUACGGCGUCGUUGAGAGCUGCACUUAAGGAGUUGGGCUAUACAGACACCUACCACAUGAUGUCAGCCAGCGUCGAGAACCCUCCCGACUGUCUCUGCUGGCAAGACGCAUUCGCAGCCAAGUUCGAAGGCAAGGGCAAAUUCGGUCGUGAGGAGUGGGAUGCUCUACUGGGUCACUGCCAGGCGGUCUGCGACUGGCCGGCCGUUGCAUUCUCCAAAGAGCUGAUCGAGGCAUACCCAGAAGCCAAAGUCAUCAUCACCACGCGAGACGUUGAUUCAUGGCACAACUCGGUUUUGAAGACGGUCGAUUGGCGCGCCAAUGACCCCGAACUCAAGGCCGUCGCCAACUUUGACUGGGCUGCCGGACUUUACUCCCCUAUGCUGCGCAAUUUCUGGAAGUACUUCUUCAACGACGACUUCAAGAAUUCCGGCAAAGACAGAUUCAACGAGUACUACAAGGAAAUCCGCGAGAUUGUACCGCCCGGGCAACUUCUCGAAUUCCGAGUGAGCUCAGGAUGGAGACCUCUAUGCGAAUACCUGGGCGAGCCGGUUCCCGACAAGCCGUUUCCUCGAUCCAACGACGCCGAUGGAUUCGUGCAACGAUGUCGAACACAGAACCGCAAACAGAUGAUGAACGUCAUCUUCAGAGCUCUUGUCGUUGGACUACCUGUUGUUGCAACUGCUCUCUCUGCGACCUUCGCCUACACCCAUUAUCUACCCAAGUUUGCUCAGCACUCUUCAAUCUGGUCGGCAACGUCAUCAUGAUCAUCCUCUUCUGACACUCGUACAUUCUCAAAAUUGUUCAUAUGGGCGCAUGGCUUGUAUAUAGUCCGGGGCGUUCUUGGGAUUUUGGGCAGCGUUUUCUACACCUCUUACACUGGGUGACUCUGGAAGCGCGUCUUUGGAGUCUAUCCAUAAUACCUUACUUUAUGAUGAAGGGCUUCAAGCCCAUCAACUGCAUACACCAGGACUCUGGCUUAUCAUCUUUUCACCUUGCAUACCUAGGUACUGAUCGGACAUGGAUGGCUAGAACAUGCGCGUCGGCCGGCCACCACCGACAGCAUGCAGUUACAAAGUGGUCAACAACUCGUAUCGCUUACCCCUGCUUAUCAGAGAAAGCAAAAAAGAAAUAGUGGCCUUAAGGCCCAAUUACAGAGUGCCUUGAAAUCUCUC
Molecule: messenger RNA, 1700 nt
Organism: Exophiala viscosa
Lineage: Eukaryota; Fungi; Ascomycota; Eurotiomycetes; Chaetothyriales; Herpotrichiellaceae
Product: P-loop containing nucleoside triphosphate hydrolase protein
Exons: 1
Coding region: 396-1292 (298 amino acids)
Source: RefSeq, a predicted model, not a curated record